Molecule: messenger RNA, 4365 nt
Organism: Cuscuta europaea
Lineage: Eukaryota; Viridiplantae; Streptophyta; Magnoliopsida; Solanales; Convolvulaceae
Source: the annotation of a GenBank genome assembly
GGCUUGGCCUAUACGGGAGGCAACGGAAUAAACCGUUGGCUCUCCCCUUUGGGAUUGACCUUCCAGAUCCCGAGGGGUUUGAGGGUCGUUUCCUCGGCCCGAUACAUCUUCUGUUGCAUGCCUCCCCUUUGGGGGAUGGCGCGGAAAGCGCCUCGGUUUUGAAAGUCGUCCCCUCAGUCCGAGACAUUGUCUGUUGUCUGCUUCCUCUUGGGGGAUAGCGCGGGGAGCGUUUCGUUUCUGAAAGUCGAAUCCUGGGCCCGGGAGAUGGUCUGUUGCCUACCUCCCCUUGGGGGAUGGCGUGGAAAGCAUUUCAGGGAAGGGUUUUAUUUGUGUAUGAGACACAAAUGGCCGGGGGUAAUUGGUACCUGCCGAAGCCGAAGGGUACUUUCCCUUCGUUUUUUAUGUAUGUGUGAUGGAUGAAUAUGCAUGAAACAAUGUAUGCAUGAGUGUGUCCUCAAGGGGAACGACUUAUUCAAAAACACUUGGUGUUUUGAGAGUGGCGGGUGUAUUCCGCGCACUUUGUACUUGGUACCUUGAUUAAUGAUAUUACAUCUUACUCAUCCUCAUGAGAGGAGGGGGGCUUUGGGCCGUUGAUCACCUAUAUCGCUAAGUGAUGAGGUCUUAGCCUCUCAUAUGCAUUCUGUACUUGGUACUUUGCGUUUGAACUGGUAUUUAUUCUCGUGAGCAAGAAGGGGCCUUGGGCCGUUGAUUGAAUACAUUUGUGAGUCAUGAGGGCUUGUCCACUCAUGUGUUAUUGAUAGAAUUUGACUAGGUGGUGCACAUUCCAAUGCCUGAGGACUUCGGUCCCAUUGGGGCGUGUCAGCUUGUAUGUUCCAGGUUUGAUGAUGGCGGUGACGAUAUAUGACCCUUCAAACUUUGGUGCCAUUUUUCCUCCUUCGGUGGGCUGGCUAGCCUCCCUCCUUCGGAGGACGUAGUCCCCCACAUGAAAUUCUCAGGAGCGGACCUUGGCAUCGAUAUAGCCCUUGACUUGUCGUCGGUAGUUUUCAGUCGUGACGAAGGCUUGCUUUUGGUGUUCUGAGAUGAGAUGAAGGUCGAGGGACAUGUUGGCGUCAUUGAUCUCAGGGUCGUAUUGAUCCACCCUUCGGGUAGGUAGAGUUACCUCAAUAGGAGCCUUGGCUUCAAACCCAUAGCAUAGGGAGAAGAGUGUUACGCCCGUUGCCCACCGAGGGAUGGUGCGGUAGGCCCAUAGAAUGUUGUGAAGUUCUUCUACCCAGCCUCCUCCUUGGGCUUCCAGCUUCUUUUUUAAACCCUUCAGCAAAGUUCGGUUGGCGUUCUCCACUUGUCCGUUGCCCUGAGGGUAGUGUCACGACCCUCCUGAAUGCCGCAACAUACAGAGUAAUAUGCCGCGGCAUGGCACAUAAGUAGGCCGCGGCAUAAUCCGAGCAGAGUACCAGCUGGAGUCUUGAGAUGCCUAAGAGAGAGGGGCAGAGUCCUGGAGGCUAAAACAAUAUUCUAGACUCAUGUAGAUAAGUGUACACUUGUAUAGAAUAGAGUACAAUACUCUAGAAUAUCAUAGAGUUGUAUAGACACUACUACAAGAAUGAUAUACCACGUCACACAUUUAACGUCGGUUAUUAAAGAACCGUCGUAAUAGGAGAAGCAAGAACGUUUUAACGACGGUUUUGGUUAAAACUGACGUUUUAGGGAUUACGUUCAAUGUUUGAAAUUUCUUUGGCAAGUUGAAAUUAUUGGCCGGUGCUUAGUUUGCCUUUUCUUAGUAUGUUAAUUUUUCUUUGUAGAUAUUUUGAUUCCUUUUAGGUAACUUCUUUUGAUUUGGUCUGUGGUACGAAUUUUAGAAAGUAGAAUUUGAAAUAUUCAUAUUCUAAUCUUUUUAGUUCUACUGAUUUUCCACACUUUUUAAUUUCUAUUUUAUUUACCUAUGAAUAUGUGAUAAAUGUAUUCUUUGCAUUUUGAACUUUUUGUGGAUGAUACUUUUAGUAGCUACAAAUCUGUUAAUGAGUUUUUUAGUGGUAAAGUAAAACUGGUGGUGAAACACCCAAGUAGGGGCUUUUGUAAAGUAGCUUUUCAUUUUUUUCAAAAUGGUAGGUUUUCAUAAGAAACAAAGUCAAGCACUAUUUUAUAAAACUCUUCUCUUAAAUAAGAUAUACAAAACUCAUAGCUACGGGUUCUUUCGUUCUUACACGCAAUUGACUUAUGAACAUGAAUGGUUUUGUUUAAAAUUCUGAAUCGUGGCUUUGUUAAUGAUAUCAAUGGCUCCAUUUCAACUGGUAAAGAGCUAUUUCAACUGGUAAAGAGCUAGUUGUGUUAGGUUACAUACACACUUUAAUGGUCAAGGAAACAAUCCAGUUUAAGACCCCUAGUUAAUCUCUCAUCCCUCCAAGUCUACUAGUACUUUGAUCCACACUUCAGGACCCCAUAGUUAAUCUUUGUAUUUGUAUGUUUGCACAGUUCCCCCAAGGAGCAUGUGUGGGUGUGAGGGGUAAGAAUCUAUGCUUUAGAAACUGAAGUAUAAACCCUUUCUCUUGUUUUAGGAUGCUUUCUUGAUUUCAUUUUUCCUUGAUGUUUGAUAUUGAUGUUUUGUUUCUGGCCUCUUAUCUUAAUAACUAAUUGAUGUUUCUGGAGUUACCUGUUCACAAAUCACAACCUACUAGCUGCGAGCUGUUAGUUAUAGGCCAGCAGAUGCUGGUUGGUAUAGUUGUACUACUGUUAGUUCACAAGGGCUAUUUCUUUUAAUCAGAGUUAGAUCUUUAUAUUUCCUUCUGUGAUUCAUACACUAAAAGCUCUUAUGCAACUGUAGGCUUAAGGCAACUAGAAUAAGGUGGCCUAACUCCCAUUGCUCUGAGGUUGCAUGUGCUGGUUAUGGAAUCGUAGGUACAAUGUGUAAUAUAUGCAAUUAAAAAAUGCUCAGGUCUUUCAAUAAAUCAAUGUUGUAAAAGUAAAGUGAAUAAGAAACAGUAUCCAAGGACGAGGGCAAAUGGUCUCUUCGUCAUAUAGGAGAGUUUAUUUAAAAAAGAUCUGGCAAUUGAUAACAAAUUUACUCUGUAGUGACAUGUGAAUAUAAUAAUGGAUAAUACCAAGUUACAGAUUAAUUGAAGCUUUGCUGACUUCUUGUUUGUGUAUGGAUCUAAGUCUGAAUUCUCUCUACAAAACUGCAUUCGAUGAGAUAGCUGUUAUUGUAUCAUAUUUUUGGUGACUCCAGGAAAGAAAAAAUCGAAACCACAAGGUUAAAAUAACUAAACAAACUACCAAUGAAACUGAAAAAAGAUGCAAAAGGUUAGUCAUCUUUCUAAGCAUAGAAAGAUUGAAAGAGACGAUGACUGGGAUGACCAAAAUGCUUUUGCAGCUGAAAUGGCCCAUUCUAAAAAGAAUCUGUCAAGCAAGCCCUAAUUCUUUGCUUAAAUUUAUAUAUUAGAACUAUAAUAAAUCUCCUGAAUUUAAUUUUCUGUGUUUUUGGUUGUGCCUGUUUUCCUAAUUUUAUUGCCAAGUCAUCCAAUAAACUCUCAUCUCGCUCCAUUCGUUGUGUUUUUCUUGGUUUUGCCCCAGGUUAUAAGGAUUAUUGAUGCUUAGAUCCUUUAACAUGUAGGAUUUAUGUCAGAAGGGAUGUUCAAUUUUUUGAAAAUGAUUUUCCUUACUCCCACAUUCUGUCCUCUGCCACACCAUCCGCUGCCCUCCCUCCAACUCUCCUGUCUUCCUGAUCAUUACCAUCCAUGCAGACACCUAACAAACUACCCACGCCCUCCCCACAAAUGCACACACAACGACUGCCAAUUUUCCCACCUUCCAGCCAUCAUCAUAGUCAACCGCAACCCCAACUUUCCCCAGUCACGCCAAUCACUCCACGCAGCCCUUUGUACUCAUGUUUAUCCGAGUCUAGCACAGCUCCUGCAGUCACAGCCCCUCUCCGCUUACCAGUCCAGUCCCUUACUCACAUCCAGAUCAUGCGGCCAACCCUCCAAUUUGCAGUCAUAGGAUUGAAUCUGCCUAAGAGGGAGAACAUAUGCAGUUAACAAGCUUAUGACAUGAGUAUUUGCGAGGAAUAAAAAUACGCACCUGCACUGAAUUGAAGAUAGCGCUAAAUGCUUUACAAGUUUUGACAUCAAAGAAGUUGUUGUUCAAGGUGGCCAGCCUAACAACCUUUUAUUUAUAGUGAUGCAAACACCUACUUAUUAUAAGUUGUUCUAAGAAUCUAGAAUGGUAGAAUUUGAAGAUUUGUAUUGAGAGAACAUUUGGUAAUAUAUCAUGCAGUAAUAUUCAGUUUCUAAUUUUUAUGAGGUUAUUAAUAUUGUUUUGAUGAGGUUUGUGUCAUGGCCUUUUCAAGUUUACGUUGUUAUGUCAUUGCCUUUUCAAGUUUACAUUGUAUUAAUUCAUUGGAGAAUUCUGUUA